This is a messenger RNA of Aricia agestis (brown argus), 1752 nucleotides long. Its product is annotated as pro-resilin-like. Gene Ontology annotation, biological process: positive regulation of transcription by RNA polymerase II. Bases 20 to 1696 code for a protein of 558 amino acids. The transcript has 6 exons. Lineage: Eukaryota; Metazoa; Arthropoda; Insecta; Lepidoptera; Lycaenidae. Gene Ontology annotation, cellular component: RNA polymerase II transcription regulator complex. Gene Ontology annotation, molecular function: transcription coactivator activity. The record is from RefSeq and is a predicted model, not a curated record.
AUUCCUAACAUCAAACAUCAUGAAGAUUUUCAUUCUUCUAAGUCUUGCAGUAGUAGCUUUGGGGGAACCACCAGUUGGGGAUGGCUACCCAGCUGCUCGCUCAAGUACUGACGUGGACAUACAGAAGUCUCUAUCAUUUGAUUACGGAGUGCCAGCGGUUGAAGCGAAAUCCUCAUAUCUUCCACCCUCAUAUGAAACUUCAGGUCGUUCCAGAUCCUUUCAAAAGUCUGCCCAAUCAGGAUAUUCUCGCUCAUUCGGAGCUCCAAGAUUAUCGCAAACCUACGGUGUCCCAAGCGGUCGAAACUCAUUGUCUCAAUCAUAUGGACCACCGAAUGUCAGAAGUUCCCUGUCAACUAAAUACGGUGUUCCUGGGGCUAGGAAUCCUCUUUCUCAAGAAUAUGGCGCACCAGCUCUAAGAGAUUCGCUUUCGCAAGAGUAUGGAGUGCCAUUUGCAAGGAAUACUGUUUCUCAAGACUAUAGCGUUCCUGCUGUAAGGCAGACUCUCUCUGAGGAGUAUGGUGUGCCAUCUGCAAGGAAUUCUCUCUCUCAAGAGUAUGGUGCCCCCGCUGUAAGGACUUCUCUUUCUCAAGAAUACGGAGUACCAUCUGCCAGGAAUAGUCUUUCUGAGGAAUAUGGUGUUCCUGCAGCAAGAAACUCGCUUUCUCAAGAAUACGGAGCCCCUGCUGCAAGAAACUCUCUUGCUCAAGAAUAUGGUGCCCCUGCUGCAAGGAACUCUCUUUCUCAAGAAUACGGAGCCCCUGCUGCAAGGAACUCUCUCUCUCAAGAAUAUGGAGCCCCUGCUGCAAGGAAUUCUCUCUCCCAAAAAUACGGUGCUCCCAGCUCACGUGCGUUAUCCCAAGAAUACGGAGCCCCUGCUGCAAGAGAUCUAUCCCAAGUUUAUGGAGCCCCUGCCAGAUCUCUUUCGCAACAAUAUGGACCACCAAGCGCCCGCGUAUCUCAAGAAUACGGAGCCUCUGAGUUCGGUGCAAGUGACAGCUACAGCGGCCUAUCAAACUCUUACGGCGCUCCUCUGCAAAGGUCUUCAAGCUUCAAUUCUCCCGGAUUCGAACCAGUACCUUCCGAAGAAUACGGUGUACCUUCAAUCCCUGAUGUUGUUUCUGCAAGAUUCAACAAAGGGCAAAGUAAUUCCGGUUUCGGAGGUCGUGUUUCAACUCAAUAUGGUGCACCAAAUGCUAGAAAUGUUAAUGCUAAGUCAGCGUAUCCAUCCAGUAGUUAUGGAGGUCCAAAAACUGGAUAUCCUGAAGCCAGGUCUGAUUUGAAAACUGAUGCGUAUGCUUCUGGAUACAGUUCAGCAAGGUCUACAUCCAACACCUAUCUUCCUCCGUCCAUGUCAUCCCAACAGUAUGGAGUACCGGACCAAUACAGCGCACUCUCCAACCAGGGUUAUGGAUACGCCAGCAACGCUUUGGACGAACUACUCAAUGAGCCAGCCAGCUACGACUUCGGUUACAAAGUGAGCGAUUACCAGAGCGGUAGUGACUUUGGCCACACGGAGACCAGGCAGGACAACAAGGCUGAAGGGUCCUACUUCGUCGUGCUUCCCGAUGGGACUAAACAGACUGUAGAAUACGAAGCCGACGAGCGAGGCUUCAAGCCGAAGAUCUCAGUGGAGCUAGUCGACACUGGAUACGACGACAACGCAGCCAACAUACGAUCGGGCGAUGGACCAUACUAAACAGAAUGCAAAAAGUUAUAGAGAAAUUCAAUUAGCUAAUUAUUUUAACAUUUUAA